Messenger RNA from Effrenium voratum, 1486 nucleotides. The record is from the annotation of a GenBank genome assembly. NCBI's taxonomy places the organism in Eukaryota, Dinophyceae, Suessiales, Symbiodiniaceae.
AGCUAUUGGCUUAGGCCAGGCACCUCAGUUGCAUUGAAGGCAUGGCUGCUCGGCUCGCCGAGCAGCCGCUCAGUGGGCAAAAGGCCUAUAGCGUGGAAUAUGGCGCCUGUGAGGAGGCGAUCUGUGAGGUGACUCAUGCUGGGGCAGAGAUAGCACGCAGCACCUUGAUUAUGAUGCAGGCCGCUCAGUCCAUGGCCUUCACGAUCGUGAUUGUGGACUCGUAUCAGGUAAGCAAAGACAUCGGCGCCACUCCCGCUGACUCGGGACUGCUCGUCGGUAUGUUCAUGGGUGGCGGUAUGGUGGGCAAUGCAGCAAUGACCGCAGUUCUGCACCUCUUCCCAAACGCUUGGCAAAAUGUACGGUAUUGGCUCUGUGUCUGUCACGUCUUCAAUGUCUUGCCUGCCGUGACCUACUUGUAUCUCCUUUACCACCUCCAGGCUUUGGGCGGCCGGGCUUUGCCUUUGCUGCUGCUGUGCCGCUUCUGCUGGGGCCUUGGUAGCGGACUCGCGGGCCAGCUCGCGCAUGUGGUGAUCACCCAGGUCACGCCGCUGGCGGAACUUCCAGAUCAGAUGCAGAGGAAGUCCUUUUGGCAGUCAAUGGGCAUGGGCAUGGGACCACUGGCAGCAGGAAUGGCUCUUUGGAUCUAUGAUUUACUUCCUUGGCAGUUCGGCCUCGAGAUUGGCGCCUCCUGCACAUCUCUUAUUUUGCUUCAGCUGCUGCUGGGGUUGGCGAUCUUGCGCUGCCCACAAUCUGUGCAGCAGCACGAGCAUAAGCCGGAGGAUGCUGAAGAGCUGGGUCACACUGGCUCAAAACAAAUGAUUUUCCUGGGCGCUUGCUAUGUACUCUCUGCUCUGCGUGGCUAUUGUCUUGCUGGCACUGAGGUUGGAACAGCCCUGUUGUUAGAGGCGCGCUACCAUUGGUCGCGCAAGGAGAUCGGUUUGAUCAUCGGCUGGGUCUUCAUUGCCACUGUGCCAGCACGGGUGGGCUACCUUGCGAGGAAGGACCGCUUUAGUGUGGUGACCUGGAUCCGAAUCCUGUCCUUGAGCGCCAUAGUUGGCGCUACCAUCCUCUUCUCGUCCACGUUUCUGCCGCAUGGCAUGAGCCUCAUACUUGCCGACCUGAUCAUGUUCCCGGCCCUUUACCUGGGAGAGGGAUUGGUGCGUGGCUUGAUGAUGCAAUCGGUGCGCAGCCACACAAGCAUCAGCUCCAACACCGCUUCCUUUUGUGCCCUACAGCUCAAUAAUUUUUCCAGAGCUUUGGCCCCCUGGUGCGCUCGGUACACCAUUUCGACGGGCAAGGGCCAGAACUUGUUUGCUGUGGGUCAACUCAUGUGCUGCUGCGCUUUCCUCUGUGUGUUUGAGCUCGGAGUUCAACGAGGCUUGAAGAAGGCCUAGCUCUCGAACCAAAGGGCCAAGAGCCCUAACUCAAGGGCCAUGAGCCCUAACUUGGUCGACCCAAGUCAUUUUUGGCGCUUGCGCAGACAUUC